AUGGCAUGGAUUUUCACCCUUUACGUAAUACUACUUCAACACACAGGUUCGUUUAAGUGGAAUCGACUAUUUGGUGGACAUUUGUCUCGAAGUCAACGUACAUUAUUUGACGAAUGGAAUGUGAUGGAAACGUACCAGCCACGAGCAUGGACAUUGGGACAUUUGUUUGAUCCGGAACCACCUACGCCAUAUUGCAGUGGGAAACCUAGCCAAGAGAUGGAUCCUUUCAAAAUUGCCAGAGAUGCGGUAAGCGACGUUUGUUACUCAUUCAUUCGAAUUGCUCAUUUUCUUCAGCAUUAUGCGGAUGAGUUCACGUUUGUGCAGAAAAUGGAAGCUGAAAGAAAAGCUAGAGAAGAGAACUCUGGUAAUACUUCCCAGCAAGGAAGUCAGCAAACCUCCACAAGUGGCCAAACAGAAACUAUGCGAAUAGAAUUGAACGAAGAACCUAAAGGAGGUGAUCAAGAUUCCUACCGUGAAAUAUGA
Molecule: messenger RNA, 483 nt
Organism: Strongylus vulgaris
Lineage: Eukaryota; Metazoa; Nematoda; Chromadorea; Rhabditida; Strongylidae
Source: the annotation of a GenBank genome assembly